Molecule: messenger RNA, 2609 nt
Organism: Anarrhichthys ocellatus (wolf-eel)
Lineage: Eukaryota; Metazoa; Chordata; Actinopteri; Perciformes; Anarhichadidae
Product: cyclin-dependent kinase 16-like
Exons: 17
Coding region: 387-2051 (554 amino acids)
Biological process (GO): protein phosphorylation
Cellular component (GO): nucleus; cytoplasm
Molecular function (GO): ATP binding; cyclin-dependent protein serine/threonine kinase activity
Source: RefSeq, a predicted model, not a curated record
GUUGGGGGUGGAGGUUAGAGAGUCUGUAUAACCCCCUGCGGUCUUUUCCGGGAUCACGCCACCGCUUCCACUCGGGAUCCACAGCAGAGCAGCGAUACAUAGCUGAUCAUCCACCGGGCGGGACGGUGUGCUGUUUCUAUAUAAAAGACACAUAACACUGCAGCAUCACAGGGCGACACCCUGUAUAACCCAGAGGAUAAAGACACUCAAAGAAGGAGAAAAGGCAGUCUGCUGUGUGUCGUUUCCACAGCAGAAGGAGUUGGACGAACUUGUCGCAGUGGAUUGGUCCCAGCGUGCAGCCUGGAUUACCGGACACACGCGGAACAAUCGUCUCCUGCAGCAGACACUCCAGCAGGCCCGUGGGCCCCGGUGGUGCUGUCAAGAAGAUGGACAGGAUGAAGAUAAUCAAGCGGAGGCUGUCCAUGUCUCUACGCAGCGCUCGGCCCGUCGACGACUCGCUGUCAGAGCUGGCAGAACAGAUGGCGCUGGACGAGCCGAGCGCCGGCAGGGACGACGGUGAGACACACACAGAACCCGUGGUGGUGUGCGCCGUGCACCCUCCCGCCUCGCACAGCGCUCCCUCCUUCCUGCGUCAGUAUGCCGGUCACCUGGGCCGCACCGCUCUGCGCAGAGAGCCGGGCGGCGGGCUGGAAAGAGACAGAGCCUACCUGAGCCUGCACAGGACUGGAUCUCUGGGUAUCGUCCACGAGAAUGUGAAGAUGGGUUCAGAUGGGGAGAGCGACCAGGCGUCCGGGACGUCUUCUGAUGAGGUCCAGAGUCCAGUGAGGGUCCGAAUGAGGAACAACCACCAUCGGCGCAUCUCUAACGAGGACAUAAACAAACGUUUGUCUCUCCCCGCUGACAUCCGGCUACCGGAGGGCUACUUGGAGAAGUUCGCCAUGAACAGCCCGCCCUUUGACAAACCCAUGAGCCGCAGGCUACGGCGCGCUUCAUUGUCUGAGAUCGGCUUUGGGAAACUUGAGACCUACAUCAAACUGGACAAACUAGGAGAGGGGACGUACGCCACGGUGUUUAAGGGCCGAAGCAAGUUGACAGACAACUUGGUGGCUCUGAAGGAGAUCCGGCUGGAGCACGAGGAGGGGGCGCCCUGCACCGCUAUCAGAGAAGUGUCUCUACUGAAGGACCUGAAGCACGCCAACAUCGUCACCCUCCAUGACAUCAUCCACACUGACAAGUGCCUGACUCUGGUGUUCGAGUACCUGGAGAAGGACCUGAAGCAGUACAUGGAUGACUGUGGGAGCAUCAUGAGCGUUCACAAUGUGAAGAUUUUCCUGUUCCAGCUGUUACGAGGUCUGGCGUACUGUCACAGAAGGAAGGUUCUCCACAGAGACCUGAAACCUCAGAACCUGCUCAUCAAUGAGAAAGGAGAGCUCAAACUGGCCGACUUUGGUUUGGCUCGAGCCAAGUCUGUUCCUACGAAGACGUACUCCAACGAGGUGGUGACAUUAUGGUACCGACCGCCGGACGUUCUCCUGGGCUCCACCGAGUACUCCACGCCCAUCGACAUGUGGGGAGUGGGCUGCAUCUUCUAUGAGAUGAUCACCGGCAGACCUCUGUUCCCUGGAUCCACCGUGGAGGACGAGCUUCACCUCAUAUUCCGCAUCCUCGGUACUCCCACAGAAGAGACUUGGCCCGGCAUCACCACCAGUGAAGAGUUUAAGACGUACAAGUUCCCCCGAUACCGAGCCGAGCCGCUCGUCAACCACGCGCCCAGGAUAGACAACGACGGACACGACUUGCUCUCACUUCUUCUUCAGUUUGAGGCUAAGAAGCGAGUCUCGGCCGAGGAAGCCCUCACACACUCGUACUUCAAAUGUUUCGGGGAGCAGGUUCAAACGCUGGCUGACACUGCAUCCAUCUUCUCUGUAAAAGGCAUUCAGCUCCACAAGGAUCCAGGGAAGAGAUCCUCAGUCUACCCAGAGUCAACGACGGCCCAUAAGCUGGGUUCAGCGCCCUCGCAGUACUUCCAGAGAGAAGCAGCCAAUCCCAGGGCUCAGAGUCACAAUCUGUCCUCCACUUCUACUGGCUGAGUGGCCUCUACCGUUCUGGUAAAUACGGUCUCUUUCAUUCUGUCCGCCCCCCCCCCCCCCUCUUUUAGGCUCUUUUCUUCUGUCCAUUUUGCACUUUUGUGUCCCACUCAAUGUUUGCUGCACUGAACUAAACGCUGGUAUGUUUCACUUUCCCUCCUUGGAUUCCCUGAACAGAGACGGCACCAUCAUUGUGUCUCUAGUUUCCUGUUAACGCUCUGAACCCCAAAGCAGUUUCGGGGCGUUUUUACGCUCCUGUCACAUUUGUUUCUCGGUUGCAUUGUUUUUUACCGCACUAUAAAGUUCUGCUCCUCUAUAGAAACAGAACCACCAUGAUAGAAGUAGAGCGAACUAGAACAUGUCUUUAGUGCAGAAUAGCACAGUUAGAAUGACAUAAAUCAUAGAAUAGAAAUACUAUAACAAUAUAAUCUAUAUAUCCAACAUGUUUCAAGUGUUACUAAUGUCGGAAAAAAAGGAGGCUUUACGUUCUAUAUUCAUUAAACUAUUUACGUGUUUACAGCCUCUCCUUCAGCAUCUCCUCUCCUCUCUCCUCUCUCCUCC